Messenger RNA from Fusarium pseudograminearum CS3096, 1410 nucleotides. RefSeq lists its product as uncharacterized. The coding region runs from base 1 to 1410 and encodes 469 amino acids. Gene Ontology annotation, cellular component: nucleus. The transcript has 3 exons. Gene Ontology annotation, molecular function: transcription cis-regulatory region binding; DNA-binding transcription factor activity, RNA polymerase II-specific; zinc ion binding. Gene Ontology annotation, biological process: positive regulation of transcription by RNA polymerase II. The record is from RefSeq and is a predicted model, not a curated record. Lineage: Eukaryota; Fungi; Ascomycota; Sordariomycetes; Hypocreales; Nectriaceae.
AUGGCUGGUAGACGAUCUCGACAGGGAUGUGGAGAGUGUAGAAAACGUAGACGAAAGUGUGACGAAGCGAAGCCGAGCUGUGGUCAAUGUGUCUCAUACAACCGGACAUGUCAGUACGAAUUGAGACUUGUUUGGAGUCAAAAGUCUCGCGUUUCGAAACUUGUAUCAAACAAGUCCACAGACAUCACAUGGAAUAUCCGAAGCGAUGACCCCGGAAAGGUUACGAAAGGCGUCGAGCUAGUGAUACCCGAGUCACUACCUAAUGGAAUGGCGCUACCAAGGCGAUACAAAAGACUGCUACAUCACUUUGCAGAAGGUGUUUUGGCAUCGCUAUCAAGCCAUCCGACGAUCCAUCAAGACUUUUGUCAAGGUCUUAUGCCGACUAUGCUGCACUCCCCGCACCUUCUAUCGGCUAGUCUGGCGCUCUCAGCUUCAAGCCUGAUAUCAAGAGGCAUAGAAGAGGUAGAAGGGACAAGCAUAGCACGAGUUGUGGAGCAUUUACAAUCCUCUGGGUUACCUCUUCUGCGAGUAGCUCUAGAUAAAGGGCAGCAGAGUGAGAUUUUAAUCGCGACCUGUCUUAUCUGGUGUCUUGCGGAUGUUUUCUCUGGGCAACAAGGAAUAUCAAGAUGGCCGAUCCACCUGCAAGGUAUUAAAGCCCUACUUCGUGAUGAACGCUCAUACAAGGCCAACGAUACAGCACUGAGAUCAGCCAUGAAGCACCUUCUUAUGCUUUAUCGUGCUUUGGAGACGUUACCUCACGUUCCAUCUAUCACUCUUUCGACUGGCAAGACACACGAAAGCACCAACUGCAGUACCACAGCAUCCUCCUACUUCAAUCCUCAAAUCGAUGGAUUUCUGGGUUACAGUGAGGAGCUUCUCGACAUCCUACAUCAGAUCAAUAUGAAGAGCCUUGUAAAUGAUCAAGAGUCUGCAAGUGCAGAUAUUCUUCUUGGGAAGCUGAACGUUAUUAUAAGUCGAGACGUCAAACAGCCACCAAGCGUGUCGAUAGCGUCACUUUCCUCUCAAGAAGGUCGUGACUUUGCUCUCUGCAACAAGGUAUUUCAGCAGGCUACUCUUAUCCAAUUAUAUAGACAGCUAUAUGGCCUGGCAUCCUCAUCUGAACCAAUACAAGCUGCUAUUCAGAUGAUAAACGACAUGAUUGGGAAUAUGGCACAAGGAGAACCUUGCCAUACUUGGGUUGCCAUGGCUAUGCCUUUGUUCACUGUCGGUUGUGAAGUGUAUAAAGAAGACCAGAAAACGUUCAUCUUGGACAAGAUUCAUAAACUCGAGAUAUGCAUUGGGUCACUGCAUGUUAAAGUCAUUGAGCAAGCGCUACAAGAUAUUUGGAAGUUAAGGGAAGAAUUUCAAGAUUACGAGGGUAACUUGUGCGCUGAGUAUCUGCUUGCUUAA